Molecule: messenger RNA, 540 nt
Organism: Knipowitschia caucasica
Lineage: Eukaryota; Metazoa; Chordata; Actinopteri; Gobiiformes; Gobiidae
Source: the annotation of a GenBank genome assembly
AUGUCCCUGAGUGUGUCCCUGAGUGUGGAGAAGGAGGUCCCUGAGUGUGUGGAGGAGGUCCCAGAGAGUGUGGAGAAGGAUGUCCCUGAGAGGUCCCUGAGUGUGGAGGAGGAGGUCCCUGAGUGUGUCAGGAGUGUGGAGGAGGAGGUCCCUGAGUGUGGAGAAGGAGUGUGGAGAAGGAGGUCCCUGAGUGUGGAGGAGGAGGUCAGAGAGUGUGGAGGAGGAGGUCAGAGAGUGUGGAGGAGGAGGUCAGAGAGUGUGGAGGAGGAGGUCCCUGAGUGUGGAGAAGGAGGUCAGAGAGUGUGGAGAAGGAGGUCAGAGAGUGUGGAGAAGGAGGUCAGAGAGUGUGGAGAAGGAGGUCAGAGAGUGCGGAGGAGGAGGUCACAGUGUGCGGAGGAGGAGGAGAAGGAGGAGGUCAGAGUGUGCGGAGGUGGAGGAGAAGGUGGAGGUCAGAGUGUGGAGGUGGAGGAGAAGGAGGAGGUCAGAGUGUGCGGAGGUGGAGGAGAAGGAGGAGAGGUUUGUGCUUUGAAUGAGCUUUGA